AUGGCAGCAUCACAGGACAACCCCACAACAACCACAACGAUCAGUGAGGGGAUGCGACGACAAUUCCACCGAGAUGGCUUUUUGGUCGUGACCAAUGCAUUGGAGACAGAGGACGUGGAGAUACUUCGGCGCGAGGCGGACUGUCUCAUCAACUAUCUCAUAUCGGAAAACAUCAACAUCAUGACGGACUACGGCGGUAUCAUCGAACCGAUUACAUGUGGCUACAUCGACCCCCCGGUCUCACAGAUGUUCAUCUUGUCGAAAAAGUCGUACUCGCACGUCAGGGACCAGGUCCCCGAGGAACCUGACUCGGUACUUCACAUACUCUUCGAGAAAGUACCCGCAAUGGUCAACAACUUCUUGCCACUGGAAUCUGAGGACGAUCCUACAUGUCUGUUCAACGAGCAGUACAUUGUCAAGACGCCCGACUCUGCAGAUGUAUCAUCCUUCGAGUGGCACCAAGAUUCGCAGUACAUGGACACAAGUGCUCAGGAAACCUUCCCCAUCGUAUCAUGCUGGAUUGCUUUGGACAAUGUGAACCUGAAAAAUGGAACUCUGUUGGUUGAACCAUUCCCGAGGCCAAAGGACGCAGCAACGGGAGGUUAUAUCGACCCACCAACCCAGUUUCAUGGACGCGACACGUACGUCCGGUACCACAAACACCUCGCCUCUAACUACGUGAACCCUCCCUCCAACAAAAUGACUGCCAUCAUGAAAGCCCAGCACCGCCAACCUCUCCAACCACCACCACCAUCAUCACCAUCAGCAGUAGGAGCAGGAGGCACUGCUGUUGACACAUUGCCAAACGAUCCAAAGGAAUGGAUAUACGAGAGUCAGCCUCCUGUGCUGGUGGAAGUUCCUGCAGGAUCGAUCGUGUUUCUGUCUGGGUGGGUGCGGCACUGCAGUCUGGGCAACUCGUCGUCAAAGUUUCGACGAGCGUUCAUGCCUCAAUACUCGGCAGGCAAGGUUGUCACGGCGACAGGUGGAAUGGUAUCGUUGGCGGUGCCGUGUAAUGAAUACGAUGAGCGUGAGCGUGAGUGGGUGGAUCCUCUGGGCCGAAAGCAGAGCCAGGGAGAUGAGCUGAUCGACGAUGAUGAUGAGUUUGGACGGACUGAUGACUUGGACUUUGGAGACGAUGUCGACAUGGAGGAUUGA
Linnemannia hyalina is the source of this 1155-nucleotide messenger RNA. The record is from the annotation of a GenBank genome assembly. NCBI's taxonomy places the organism in Eukaryota, Fungi, Mortierellomycota, Mortierellomycetes, Mortierellales, Mortierellaceae.